Molecule: messenger RNA, 4138 nt
Organism: Mus caroli (Ryukyu mouse)
Lineage: Eukaryota; Metazoa; Chordata; Mammalia; Rodentia; Muridae
Source: RefSeq, a predicted model, not a curated record
CCGGCCCGGGCGCAAUGAGGCUGCUGCCCGCUGGGUGGCGCCGAUUUCCCGGGGAGGUCCUUUCUGGGCCCCCGGCGGAGGUGGGGGAGAGGCGGGCAGGCACCGAGCGAGGCCAGGGAGCCCUCUGCGUCAGCCACUGCUCGCUGCGCCGCGCCAGUACCAGCCAGGACUCAUCCGCAGCUCCAUGCUUGUGCCCGGUUCGACUCGUCCAUCCUCCGAGAAGAGGCAGACGCAUGCCGCUCUGGAAUGAGGAUUGGAAUGAGGGCGUCCUCCAAAGUGCAUCACCAGGACCCAGUCUGAGUCAGUACCUUGUGCUGAGACAGGGUGGAGGCACCAGCCCUCGGGCCUUCCAGUCUCCAGGGAGAGCCAUCAAGAAGCAGAAGACUCCUCUUGGGAGCCGACAGGUGCACCAAGGCCAGAGCGAUGGUCCUCUCAUGACCCUGUCCAGCCUGCCUUUGACACCCUGGAACCCUGAGCCCUCCAACAGCCCAUGAGGCUCCCAGUACCCACUGAGUACCACCCUGAAGGAUGUCCCAGCUCUCCUCCACCCUGAAGCGCUAUACAGAAUCGUCCCGCUACACAGAUGCCCCCUAUGCCAAACCGGGCUAUGGAACCUACACCCCUUCUUCCUAUGGGGCCAACCUGGCCGCCUCCUUCCUGGAGAAGGAAAAACUUGGUUUUAAGCCGGUCUCCCCCACCAGCUUCCUCCCAAGGCCCCGCACCUAUGGCCCCUCCUCCAUCCUGGACUGUGACAGGGGCCGCCCCCUGCUGAGAUCUGACAUCAUUGGGAGUAGUAAGCGGUCAGAGAGCCAGACCCGUGGCAAUGAAAGGCCCUCGGGCAGUGGACUCAAUGGAGGCAGUGGAUUUUCUUAUGGAGUUUCCAGCAACUCCCUCAGCUACCUGCCCGUGAAUGCCAGAGACCAGGGGGUGACCCUGAGCCAGAAGAAAUCAAACAGCCAAUCAGACCUGGCCCGGGAUUUCUCCAGCCUCCGGACUUCAGAUGGCUACCGGACUUCAGAUGGCUACCGGACCUCAGAGGGCUUUAGGAUAGACCCCGGAAACCUGGGUCGCAGCCCCAUGCUGGCCCGCACGCGUAAGGAGCUCUGUGCCCUGCAGGGCCUCUACCAAGCAGCCAGCCGUUCUGAGUACCUAACAGACUAUCUGGAGAACUAUGGUCGAAAGGGCAGUGCACCACAGGUGCUCACGCAAGCCCCUCCUCCCUCCCGAGUCCCUGAAGUCCUCAGUCCCACCUACCGACCAAGUGGCCGUUACACACUGUGGGAGAAGAGCAAGGGCCAGGCCUCUGGGCCCAGCCGCUCCAGUUCUCCAGGGCGAGACACCAUGAAUUCAAAGAGUGCCCAGGGUCUGGCUGGUCUUCGAAACCUUGGGAACACGUGCUUCAUGAACUCAAUUCUUCAGUGCCUGAGCAACACCCGCGAGCUGAGAGAUUACUGCCUCCAGAGGCUGUACAUGCGGGACCUCGGCCACACCAGCAGCGCACACACGGCCCUCAUGGAAGAGUUUGCAAAACUAAUCCAGACCAUAUGGACGUCAUCCCCCAAUGAUGUGGUGAGCCCAUCUGAGUUCAAGACCCAGAUCCAGAGAUAUGCACCACGCUUCAUGGGCUAUAAUCAGCAGGAUGCUCAGGAAUUCCUUCGUUUCCUUCUGGAUGGUCUCCACAAUGAGGUGAACCGAGUGGCAGCAAGGCCUAAGGCCAGCCCAGAGACCCUUGAUCAUCUCCCUGAUGAAGAAAAGGGGCGACAGAUGUGGAGGAAGUAUCUGGAAAGGGAAGACAGUCGGAUUGGGGAUCUCUUUGUUGGGCAGCUGAAGAGCUCCCUCACAUGCACUGACUGUGGCUACUGCUCUACAGUCUUCGAUCCCUUCUGGGACCUCUCGUUGCCCAUCGCAAAGAGAGGAUACCCUGAGGUGACGUUAAUGGAUUGUAUGAGGCUCUUCACCAAAGAGGAUAUAUUGGAUGGUGAUGAGAAGCCAACUUGCUGCCGCUGCCGAGCCAGAAAACGAUGCAUAAAAAAGUUCUCUGUCCAGAGGUUCCCAAAGAUCUUGGUGCUCCACCUGAAGCGGUUCUCAGAAUCCAGGAUACGAACCAGCAAGCUCACAACAUUUGUGAAUUUCCCACUAAGAGACCUGGACUUGAGAGAAUUUGCUUCAGAAAACACCAACCAUGCUGUUUACAACCUGUAUGCUGUGUCCAAUCACUCCGGAACCACCAUGGGAGGCCACUAUACAGCCUACUGCCGAAGUCCGGUUACGGGCGAAUGGCACACUUUCAAUGACUCCAGUGUCACACCCAUGUCCUCCAGCCAAGUGCGCACCAGCGACGCCUAUUUGCUCUUCUAUGAACUGGCCAGUCCACCCUCCCGUAUGUAGCAUUGAGGAGCUGCGGCCCUUCCCUCUUCCCUGUGGUGGCCCCACGUCCUAAGUUCUUUUUUAAAAAUUCAGAAAAAAAAAAAAAAAAAACACCACAAAAAAACAAAAAACAAAAAACCAACAAAAUCCUGACAAGUGAGAGAAAAAUAAAGUAAAAUAAAGCUGCCGAGCAGAAGUUGAUACAGCCUGGUCAGGGUCUGGAGUGAGGAGCCAUGUGCCCCUGCGCCACGCCACGCCUGGCAGGAAGAUGGACUGAUGCGGAGACAGUCAGCGGCGUCCUCGGCUCCUCGGCUGGCUUCUCUCGUUUGCAUUUUUAAGCUUGUGGUUUUUUCCUGUGUGUAAUAAAAACAAGAGCGGUCUGUGGGAGAGGACCUUCAGCCCACCUGCUGCCCCCAGUGCCACACCUGCUGGGAGGACAGCGCCAUCUGGAGCCUGCUGGGAGCAUCGCUGCUGGAUGGAGCUAGGGAGGAGCCUGCGGGAGGCCGCCUUGCCUGGGCCUGCUCACCAGUCCAGAGAGGAAACGCCCAUGAGCCAAGAGCCCUCUUAACGCUGCUAAGUCCAGGGGUACACAUGAGGGUGACAUCUUUGAAAAAAAAAAAAAAAAAAAGCUGGUUUGGGUCUUCAAAAACCCAAUUUUUAAAAAAAAAAUUAACUGUAACGAACGUGUUCCGACUGGAGAUGUGGUCCUUCACACCUCUCUUCACAGCUGGGACAUUGGGCUGGCUCCCUGUUUUCUUUUUUUUGUUGUUAGGUUUUUUCUUUUGUUUUUUUUUUUCUUCUCCAAACACAGCCUUCCUAAUGCUAUUCCCCGUGUGCUGGGUGAGUGUUGGCUGGGCCCAAGCAUUGUCACAGUAGACCUGGGAUCUAAAGUUACUCUGCUUUGAAGUUGCUUUUUCUUUUGCCCUUUAAUAUUUUGAAUGGAAUCUAGUUGCCUCCAAGAAUUGUGCCUUAUAGCAUUUGGGGACCAGGGGAUAACUUCCCCUUCCUGAGAGAUCUCCCUCAGCUGCUUCCCUUUAUCCCUGUGCCAUGUUGAAAGCCACUUGGGGUUGCAGGGUCCUGCCCUGAGCCCCUGGCUUGUUGUGCACAGCAGUGGUUAAGAGGGAAGUGGGUAAAUGGUGAUUCUUAAGAUAGUGUAUCAAGCUCUUCCACCACCCUCUCAUCCACCCCGGUCUCCCCAGCUGUUUGAAGGACAGCACAGGCUCCUUGUCCCUCAACCCCCCCCCUUUAAUUUAUUCUCUUCUUGGUGCCCUUAUCCCCCAAGCUUCCUGCCACCUGUCCCUUUCUCAGAGUCUCGUAGACAAAGGCCCUCUGGACUGAGCUUCUCAGGGACACCCACACCACCCCUUACCCCGUCUUGGCAUCAGUCUUGGGCCCUGUCCUGGGAGUGUGAGCCUGGGUGGCUGGGGUUAGCUUGUGUGAUUCUUUGCCCUGACAUUAGACAAAAAAACUCCAUGCUGUCCCAAGAGCCAAGCUAUUCAGCACUAAAGCAUUUCGCACAGUGCAUUUUGCACCCCCCACAGGUGGGCCUGGCUUAUUAUGCCCUCAGAACCUCGAGUGCUUGAGUGUCCCAGGAACAGGACACCCAAGACAAGACACCCUGAGUUUACCUGGCCUGAUACCCUUCUCUAGGGAAGACCCUGCGAACAUGAGCCCAAGGGCUGGUGUGCACUUGUUUACUAUGUAAGCCAGAGUAGAAUGUCCAGUGUACAGUGGAGCCUUGUACAGAAUAAAUAGUAGCUUUGAGAAGGAA